Molecule: messenger RNA, 1353 nt
Organism: Eucalyptus grandis
Lineage: Eukaryota; Viridiplantae; Streptophyta; Magnoliopsida; Myrtales; Myrtaceae
Product: (+)-neomenthol dehydrogenase
Exons: 6
Coding region: 171-1097 (308 amino acids)
Cellular component (GO): membrane
Source: RefSeq, a predicted model, not a curated record
AGGAGGCUCAAGUUAGGGCAGUCAUCAGCUUUCGUUUCAUCCAAAAGCAACCAUCUCUACACUGGAGAUUGGAGCUCCAAGGAGGAAGAUCCAGGUCCUUUCGCUCUCUGCAUCUUCUCAGAAGGUCAAGCCGACAAAGCUCGACAACCCUCCAUCCUACAGCCGCGGACAUGGCGACCGACGGGAAGCAGCAAACCACGCAGCAGAGGUACGCGGUGGUGACGGGAGCGAACAAGGGGAUAGGGCUGGAGACGGUGAGGCAGCUGGCGUCGCGCGGGGUGACGGUGGUCCUGACGGCGAGGGACGAGGGGCGGGGGACGGCGGCGGCGGAGAAGCUCCUCCGCGAGGACGGGCUGGCGAAUGUGGUGUUCCACCAGCUCGACGUGCUGGACCAGGGGAGCAUCGACGCGCUGGCCGAUUUCAUCAGGGACCAAUUCGGACGGCUCGAUAUUCUGGUGAAUAAUGCAGGAGCAUCAGGAGUCAUGGUUGAUGAAGAAGGCCUGAGGGCAUUGAACAUAGAGCCUGCCUCCUGGCUCUCAGGCAAAGUGGCCAACUUGGUCCAGGGAGUGAUAAAGCAUACCUACGAGAGCGCACAACUCUGCUUGAACACGAAUUACUACGGUUGCAAGAGGGUGGUAGAAGCACUCCUCCCACUCCUACAGCUCUCACCUUCUGGUGCAAGAAUCGUCAAUGUCUCUUCCCUCAGGAGUGAGCUCAGGAGAAUUCCGAGCGAGAAAACGAGGAAGGAACUGGGCGACCUGGACACCCUGACUGAGGAGAAGAUCGACACGGUCAUAAAAAGAUUUUUGCAUGAUGUGGAGGAGAAUUCUCUUGAGGCAAACGGGUGGUCGAUCAUGCUUCCGGCGUACAGCGUCUCGAAGGCCACUUUGAAUGCUUACACCCGAGUUCUCGCCAAGAAGUACCCUAACAUGUGCAUAAAUUGCGUCCAUCCCGGCUACGUCAACACCGACUUGAACUGGCACACAGGGACCAUGACCGUGGAAGAAGGGGCGAGAGGUCCAGUCAAGUUGGCGCUUCUGCCAGAGGGAAGUCCCACCGGCUGUUAUUUCGAUCAAACUGAAAUAGCUGAGUUUUGAAGAGUCGAGCUCUUCUUUCACCAUUGCUGCCAGAGCUGCUUUUCGCACUUCCUUUUCCGGCUGUUGCUUCACAGAUGACUAGUGAAACAUAAUGCCCACUUUUUUCCCUAUUAAUUACGGGCAAAUAAUGGGUGCAGGAUUCUGGUUUUCCAUUUCAGCUCACCUUCUUGAGAUGAGACAUUUUCUUGAUCUUAAUGCAAGCUAUGCAUACCUCUCUCCUACAACCAUAUGAAUAAACGGAAGAAUCCACUAUCAA